GUGACCCACUCACAAAGGCUUUAGACUCUAUAAAUAUGCUGCCUUUCUCUGUCAGUACACAUUGAAGUCUUACGACUGUCUGAGAGAAGCAAAUAAUAAUAAUAAUAAAACAAAAAACAACAACCAAGAGUCUGAUAUGUCUGAUAGUGGAGUGAAGAAACCAAAGCCCAAAAUCUCGGCAUCCCGACGCUUAUAUUUAAAGACCAAAAUUCUGAAGAAAGCUAGCACUUUGUUGGAGGAAGAAAAGAAAGAGAAAGUAAUUGAGAGAGAGAGAAUCCUCAGUGAAAGAUUGCCUCCUCUCCAGCUGAGUGGUUUAUCAUUGCAAGACUUACAGACUUUGUGUAAAGAACUGCAUCGCAAAAUCGAUGGUGUUGAUGAUGACCGCUACAACGUUGCAUCUAAAGUUGCUAAAAAUGAGAAAGAGGUUGCGGAUUUGAGCCACAAAAUCUUCGAGCUCAAGGGCAAAAUGAAGAGACCCAACCUGAAGAGGGUAAGAGUGUCUGCGGAAGCAAUGCUCGGCGCUCUGCUCGGCUCCAGACACAAAGAGUCCAUUGACUUCAAGGCCAACCUUAAGACAGUAAAGAAAGAAGAGGAGAAGAGAGAGGAUACUGACUGGAGGAAGAAUGUGGAUGCCAUGUCUGGUAUGGAAGGCAGAAAGAAGAUGUUUGCUGGAACAUAAUAUAAUGAAUGGAAAUAAAUCCAGUACAAAUGAAUACUGCACCCAGUGUAAAAUUCAACACUGUGACUCAAAAGGUGUCAGUGGAAACACAUAUAGAAUGCAUUUGUGUAUGAUAAUUUAUGAUUAUUAUAUUUUUUUGUAUAAUAAUGAUGGUAUUAUAGCAAAAUGUUGUUUAUAUGUGAUAUCAACCUAAUAAAGUGGCAUUUGUCUAUAAGUAA
This is a messenger RNA of Silurus meridionalis, 897 nucleotides long. RefSeq names its product troponin I4b, tandem duplicate 3 (gene tnni4b.3). NCBI's taxonomy places the organism in Eukaryota, Metazoa, Chordata, Actinopteri, Siluriformes, Siluridae. The coding region runs from base 137 to 679 and encodes 180 amino acids. Gene Ontology annotation, cellular component: troponin complex. The transcript is spliced from 8 exons. Gene Ontology annotation, biological process: muscle contraction. The record is from RefSeq and is a predicted model, not a curated record.